Cornus florida is the source of this 2837-nucleotide messenger RNA. Its product is annotated as SNW/SKI-interacting protein A-like. Lineage: Eukaryota; Viridiplantae; Streptophyta; Magnoliopsida; Cornales; Cornaceae. Gene Ontology annotation, cellular component: spliceosomal complex. The record is from RefSeq and is a predicted model, not a curated record. Bases 812 to 2620 code for a protein of 602 amino acids. The transcript has 3 exons. Gene Ontology annotation, biological process: mRNA splicing, via spliceosome.
UGCGUCCGCCCUUAACCCUAUACCACAGCGAAAGAGGCGAACCAUUGCUUUAGAAAAGCAUCCCCUCUCCACGCCCUCCCUAAUACCCAGCACGGGAAAGCGAUUCCCAUAAUCUUUCAUCGUUUUUAACACUUGAUCCCCGUGUGAAUCAGCUCUUUCUUAGCCGGCCCGGCCUAGAAAACCAGGUUCGACUCGCUGCUGUGGAGAAACCCUAUUGUCGUGUUUUCGCGCCCACAAAUCUUUCCCCUUUCUUUGCAAUCCUUUGUUGUGGCUGUCGUUCCGAUCUUGUUCUCUCAGUUGGAUUCAAAGGCAAAUCGGCUGACACCUUAGUUCCUUGUUCGCGAUCAGGAUCGGAGCUUUUUCUUUGCAAAGCUUGGAAGAGCUUAUCCUAUUCACGGUACGUGCCCUUCUUCGCACCAUUUUCGAUACGUAAUAAAUUGAAACAGGCUUCGAAGUCCUCAAUAAGAAAGCCCAACCAUUUUUGGGGGCCCAAAUCAGAAAAUACAAUAAAAUAUAAGGGUGAAAAAAAAAAACAAAAAAACCCUAAAUCAAUCGAUUUCAGAUUUCAGACAGCUGAUUCUCUUUGACGAGCAGCUUUGAGCCUUCUCACCGCUUCUUCGACAUUCAGCGAACACACCAAGUCUUCUCACGCCAAAGAUUGGUUACAGGUCAUCAGGGGUGCAAAAAAAUUUCAAAGACAGGGUUGUAAGCAUUUUAACAAGAUGACCAUCUUUGGGGAUACACAUGCUACUGGAAGGAUUUGGAGGUAGUGAAGUCUUGGGUAUUCAUCUGGCUUUGGCAAGGGUUUCUGAUGGCAGCUUUGAAGGAGCUUCUUCCACCAGUGAAAUCAACUGGGAGUUCGCAUUACGACCACUCCAAUGAUCCAUGGUUCAAGCAGAGGUACAGCGCAACUGAGGCUGAACAAUCUGCUGUAAUCAAAGCAAAGCCAGUGCCACCAUACUUGAAGAGGGAUGGCUUUAAGCCAUCUAAGCCUGAAGAUUUUGGAGAUGGAGGGGCGUUCCCAGAAAUUCACUAUGCCCAGUACCCUCUUGACAUGGGUAGGAAGAAAGAUGCGGCUCCUGGAAGGAAGACGCUGCCCGUCACUGUUGACGAGCAUGGUAAUGUGAGAUAUGAUGCAAUUGUGAAGCAAAAUGAGAAUGCUUCUAAGGUAGUUUAUUCACAACACAGAGACCUUGUGCCGAAGAUUUUGAAAAAUGAUGAAGAGGAAGAGGACUUGGAUGUUGAGUUGGAGAAAAAGAUUGAGGAGACAACCCAGGAGACAAAAGCAGCUCUUGAGAAAAUUGUGAAUGUGAGGUUGAGUGCGGCACAACCAAAGAACGUGCCAACACAGUCUUCUGAUUCGAAAUUCAUCAAAUACAAGCCAUCGCAACAGUCUGCGGCUUUUAAUUCUGGUGCAAAGGAGAGGAUAAUAAGGAUGGUUGAGAUGCCCGUGGAUCCCUUAGAGCCACCAAAAUUCAAACACAAGAGGGUUCCAAAGGCGUCUGGUUCUCCACCCGUGCCAAUCAUGCACUCCCCACCUCGUCCUGUGACUGUGAAGGACCAGCAGGAUUGGAAGAUCCCACCAUGUAUUUCAAACUGGAAAAACCCAAAAGGGUAUACAAUUCCACUUGAUAAGCGUCUUGCAGCAGAUGGUAGGGGACUUCAGGAGGUUCAGAUUAAUGAUAAUUUUGCGAAGCUUUCAGAAGCAUUGUAUGUUGCAGAACAGAAAGCUAGAGAGGCAGUGGCGAUGAGAUCUAAAGUUCAGAAGGAAAUGAUGAUGAAGGAGAAAGAAAAGAAAGAACAGGAAUUGCGUGCUUUAGCUCAAAGGGCGCGGUCUGAGAGAACAGGUGUGGCACCCCCAGCUGCAGUUCCGAUGCCUUCUGACAAGGCUAUGAUGGAUGUUGAUGAUAUAAGGGGGGAUUUUGAGCGCAUGAAGGAUAAGGAUGCCCCAAGGGAGACAAAGGAGGAAAAGGAAGAGCGAUUGCAGAGGGAGAAAAUUCGAGAGGAGCGGCGCCGAGAAAGGGAGAGGGAAAGAAGGCUGGAGGCCAAGGAUGCAGCAAUAGGAAAGAAGAGUAAGAUCACUAGAGAUAGAGACCGCGAUGUCAGUGAAAAGAUUGCUCUUGGGAUGGCCUCUGCUGGAGCAGGAAGAGGAGGGGAGGUUAUGUAUGACCAGAGAUUAUUUAACCAGGAGAAGGGAAUGGAUUCUGGGUUUGCUACUGAUGAUCAGUACAAUGUUUAUGAUAAGGGCUUGUUCACUGCUCAACCUACCCUUUCGACACUGUACAGGCCAAAGAAAGAUGCUGAUUCUGAUAUGUAUGGAGGUGCAGGUGCAGAUGAGCAGUUGGAUAAGAUCAUGAAAACCGAUCGCUUUAAACCUGAUAAGGGUUUUGGUGGUGCCUCUGGUAAGACUGGUCCAAGAGAUAGGCCUGUUGAAUUUGAGAAGGAAGCAGAAGAAGCCGAUCCGUUUGGUUUAGACCAGUUCUUGACAGAGGUGAAGAAGGGUAAAAAAGCCAUGGAUAAAGUUGGCGGUGGAGGAACUAUGAAAGCAAGUGCUGGGUCCAUGCGAGAUGGCCAUGAAGGAUCUGGUAGAACUCGCGUUGCCUUUGAAAGGGGGCGUUAGGCAGAGUUUAAAGAUUCCUCCCAUAUUUAUCUGUGCUUUUGGUAAUUAAUUUUUCUUGCUGAGUUAUGUUUGGGAAAUUAUGUACGUAAGUGGUAACUUUGCAUCUUUACAAUGUAGUUGAAUAAAUUUUAUUACAUGGCUUUGCUCUGCUGUAUAAUAUUUUCCAGUUCUGUAGUAUGAUGACUAAUCUUAGUUUUAUAAUUGGUUAUUUAUGAAA